Messenger RNA from Oncorhynchus tshawytscha (Chinook salmon), 1155 nucleotides. RefSeq names its product interleukin-18 receptor accessory protein-like. Lineage: Eukaryota; Metazoa; Chordata; Actinopteri; Salmoniformes; Salmonidae. The record is from RefSeq and is a predicted model, not a curated record. The transcript is spliced from 7 exons. Gene Ontology annotation, biological process: interleukin-18-mediated signaling pathway. Gene Ontology annotation, molecular function: interleukin-18 receptor activity. The coding region runs from base 121 to 975 and encodes 284 amino acids.
AAUGAAUGAAGUGGUGGGUUUGAUAUUGGAAUGAAUGAAGUGGUGGGUUGAUAUUGGAAUGAAUGAAGUGGUGGGUUUGAUAUUGAAAUGAAGGAAGUGGUGGGUUUGAUAUUGGAAUGAAUGCAGUGGUACGGAGUGAUGCACCCUGGACCGUCACUGGCUUUAGCAAUCAUCGCAUGUUUUCUGCAGAGAUACUUCUGUGAAAGUCGCUGGGACAAGGAAGAAGGUUUGAAGCCAGGCUCAGAGACGUACGGCUACAAAGCUUUCUCUGGGGAGGGGUUUGUCAUGCAAUGUACCAAACCACAGUCUGCCGGUCUCUGUGAGCGCCUCUACAACAUCACAGCCAGCUCUGAGGAAGCUGAUUGGUCGAAGGCCGAGGGGGAAACCAACAGAGACAGAGUUGACGGGGCCGUGACAGGACGGGGGAACGCACUCUGGUUCUCUACCGUUACUGCAAAGGACUCUGGGAUGUACACAUGCCACACAGGUGGUAUGGUGAUCCACGUCUAUGUGGAGGUGCUGGAGAGGGCCAACCUGGGGUGCAGGGACACAGAGGAGAACAGAGUCACACUGGUUCUGGGCAAAGGUGGCAGGAUCCCAUGUCCUGGGAUCAAAUGUCGGACACAGAGGUCAGAGGUCACAUGGUACAAGGAUGCCAGGCCUGUGUGUGAGAUACAGGAUAAGAGGACUAUCUCUGUGGUAGACCGGUAUACUCUUCUGCUGGGUACUGUCUAUGUGAGUGAUGCUACAGUGUAUUUCUGUGACUACACCUACGAAGACAACGGGAUCCCCUGGACAGUCAGGAGAUCUGUUAACGUCUCGGUCAUACCCGCUGACACCAAAGACCCUCCACAGAUUACUUAUCCCCAUGGCAACGAGGAGGGCGUGGAGCUGGGGGAGCCUCAUAAUCUGAGCUGUCAGGUGCAUUUUGGGUUCCAGAGGACCUUUGACCCAGUGGUGGAUCAGUUCCCAUAGCAACCAUGAAGGCGUGAUGAAACUGAUGGAGAUGGAAGCACAGCAGGUGAGGGAAAGGAGUAUUGCAGAGUUUGAGUUCACGGUCACCAGGACAGCUCAAAUCCCAGAGGUGACCCAGCUACACCUGGACUCCACCUUCACCUGUCUGGCCCAGAACUCUGUAGGCAACAGCAGCGCCAC